AUGGCAGGGUUGUUUGACAAGCAGGCGGAGGACUACCUGGAUGGUCGCCCUGAUUAUCCCCCUCACUGGUAUUCUAUGUUGGCCGCUCUCACUCCCCACCACUCUUUGGCUUGGGAUGUCGGCACCGGCAACGGCCAAGCUGCUCUCGGUGUGGCUGAGCAUUAUGAGCAGGUGAUUGCAACUGAUGUGAGCGAAGCCCAACUAAAAUGUGCGACUCCACAUCCUCGGGUCAAAUACCUUCACACCCCCUUAUCCCUCCCCGAUGAUGAAAUAGUGAGGUUGAUAGGGGGCGAGGGUUCGGUUGAUUUGGUGACUGUGGCUCUAGCUGUCCACUGGUUCGACCUCUCAACCUUCUACCCUCUAGUAACUCGCCUACUAAGAAAGCCGGGGGGUGUAUUUGUCGUUUGGGGCUACCAUGUCCCUACAGUUAGUCCUACAAUUGACCCAUUAAUGAAGCGCUUCCUCCACACGACUCUUCCCUUCUGGAAUGAAAAGAUCCAACUCUCAUUUGAUGGUUACAAGACUCUGCCGUUCCCUUUCGAGAGUGUGGGGUUGGGUUGCGAGGGCCAGCCAGUGUCAUUGGAUAUACCCAAGAAGAUAUCCUGUGAUAGGUUUUUGAGGAUGUUGAGGUCAUGGUCUUCAGUAGCCACAGCUAAGGACCAAGGCAUAGAUCUGUUAUCAGAAGAGGUGGUGAAAGAGUUUGAAACUGCUUGGGGUGGUCCUCAGGUGAUUGCAUCAGUCACCUACAAGGGUUUUAUGCUUGCAGGGAAAGUCAAGCUUUAA
Molecule: messenger RNA, 783 nt
Organism: Vitis riparia (riverbank grape)
Lineage: Eukaryota; Viridiplantae; Streptophyta; Magnoliopsida; Vitales; Vitaceae
Product: putative methyltransferase DDB_G0268948
Exons: 2
Coding region: 1-783 (260 amino acids)
Molecular function (GO): S-adenosylmethionine-dependent methyltransferase activity
Source: RefSeq, a predicted model, not a curated record